GCCACACUCAACAUGGCGGCGGCGGGGCGCUGCCGUGGCGCCUGAGGGAGUUACGAACGUAGCGUUCCACUCCAGUCAUGGCGGCCUCGGGACAGGCCGUUGGCAACGCGGCUCAGGAGAUAUGCGGUUUGGAUCGGAUUUUGGAAGCAUUGAAGCUGCUGCUGAGUCCGGGAGGAUCAGGUUCAAGUUCACUACAGGUCACAAAACAUGAUGUCUUGUUGGCUACUUUAAAAUCUAACCUGUCUGCUUUGGAGGACAAGUUUCUGAAGGAUCCUCAGUGGAAGAAACUGAAACUCCUAAGAGAUCAAAUUGCUGAUAAGGCAGAAUGGCCACAAAACUCUAUAGAUGUCACUUGGAGCUUUACCUCUCAAACCUUGUUGUUGCUUUUGUGCUUAAAGGAAACCAUGAUCCGCCUUGCAGCUAAUUUCAAUCCAGGUAAACCCAACCCCAGGACUCCAGAAGUUGCUCCUGCCCUGAGCCCUGAUGCACUUAGUAUCUCACAGCAGAAGACUGUCCAGUUCAUUUUGCAGUUUGUAGUGACCUUGGGCAUCUGCCCCUAUCUCAUGCCUGGUGUUGGAGUCCCUUUGAGAUACAGAACUGAGUUUGGUGCCGUCGUUCAAGACGUGGUAUGUCUCGAUGCUGCCCCUGAUGCAACUCGGAGACUGUACACUAGCUGCAGGGCCCUUCUGAAUGUUGCUGAACACACAUCACUGGGGAGCUUGAUAUUCUGCCACCAUUUUGGGGAUAUUGCAGCAGGUCUGUGCCAACUGGGAUUCUGCCCAACCAAAAGCAAACUACUAACACCUGCAGAAGAGGUUCUAACUGAAGAGGAGAGAACCCUAUCCAGGGGGGCCUUGAGAGACAUGUUGGAUCAAGUCUAUCAGCCCUUAGCAGUCAGGGAACUACUUAUCCUCCAAGGAGGACCACCCCAGUCCUGUACAGAUGUGAAGACACAACUGAGGUGUCGGGCCCCAGCUUGGCUUCGGCGUCUAUGUGGACAGCUGCUCUCUGAAAGGUUAAUGAGACCUAAUGGUGUUCAGGCAGUAGUCCGGGGCAUUUUGGAAGGAGCAGGUGCUCCAAACAUCGACCAAAAGGGGACCCAGUCCCGUUUAUUCUGCACCAAGAACCGCCGUGCUGGGACACUGGCAGCCGCGGCGGCCACAAGAGUCGCGUUGGUGACCCGUGGGGCUCCUCCGCUGGGAAUCUCCUGGUCCGUUUUGGAUUUAUUUCACUUUCAAGAUAAAUUGACAGCACGACAAUUUCAGAGAGUUGCCACCACUACCUUUAUAACUUUGUCAAGAGAACGCCCACAAUUGGCAGCAAAGUAUUUGCUCCAGCCAGUGUUAGCUCCUCUUCAUCGAUGUUUGAACACAGCAGAGAUUCCAGAGAGUUACAGGGUACCAGGAACUAUUUUGGUGACAGAAGAAGAACUUUGUAGAUGCAUUGAGGAUGUGUUUAAGGUGUAUGUCAUUGGGAAUGAACCUUUAACAGUUUUGAUGGAUUCUCUGCUUCCAGUCCUAGGAGUGCUUUUUCUUCUCUACUGUUUUACUAAGCAGAGUGUAUCUCACAUAAGGUCACUUUGCCAAGAGAUCUUAUUAUGGAUUCUGGGGAAGCUGGAAAGGAAGAAGGCAAUUGCCAGCCUGAAAGGAUUUGCAGGGUUGGACAAAGCUGUGCCCUCUCUCCAUUCUCUGUGUCAGUUUAGAGUUGCCACUCAAGGUGGCAUUAUGAUUACCAUCAAAGAGGCCAUUAGUGACGAAGAUGAAGAUGAAGCCCUGUACCAGAAGGUAUCCUCAGAGCAGGACCGGGUGGAGCAUCUUGGGGACUUGCUGUCCCUCUGCCAAGAAUGCGGUUUGGCAGGAGACUUCUUCAUCUUCUGUUUGAAAGAGUUGACUCAUGUGGCCACGGAAAAUGAAGCAGAAUUAAAAACUAAGCCCUUCUCCAGCAAGAGCCUCUUGGAAUUAGAGCAACAUCAGACUCUUCUUGUGGAAGGCCAAGAGCAGAAGCUGCUUGUCCUGCAGCUGAUGGUGGUUCUGUGCGAGAGAAUGUCUGAGCAGAUAUUCACAAACAUCACUCAGGUGGUGGACUUUGUAGCAGCAACAUUGCAGAGAGCCUGUGCAAGCUUGGCCCAUCAGGCAGAAAGCACCGUAGAAUCACAGACACUGAGCAUGUCCAUGGGGCUGGUGGCUGUCAUUCUGGGAGGAGCUGUUCAGUUGAAGUCAAGUGAUUUUGCUGUUCUGAAGCAGUUGCUGCCUCUGUUGGAGAAGGUAUCCAACACAUACCCUGAUCCUGUCAUCCAAGAACUUGCUGUUGAUCUCCGCAUCACCAUCUCUACCCAUGGAGCCUUUGCCACUGAGGCCGUCAGCAUGGCUGCCCAAAGUACAUUGAACAAAAAAGAUUCAGAAGGAAAAAUAGAAGAGCCACAACAAAGCAGUCAUGAAAGACACACUGAUGUAGCUCAUAGCCACCUUGAACAACAGCAGAGCCAUGGAACAGCCCCCCAGCCAGGCCUGCAGUCAGAUGCUCCAGUCACUCCUCAAGGAGUCAAUGAGCCCAGCACUACUACAAACCAGAAAUCUGGAAGCAUAACCACAGAACAGCUCCAAGAGGUUCUUUUAUCAGCUUAUGAUCCCCAAAUUCCAACACGGGCUGCUGCCCUGCGUACUCUUUCUUGCUGGAUAGAGCAGAGAGAAGCAAAAGCCCUUGAGAUGCAAGAGAAGCUUCUCAAGAUAUUCUUGGAAAACUUGGAACAUGAAGACACUUUUGUAUAUCUCUCUGCAAUUCAGGGGGUUGCCCUGCUCUCAGAUGUCUAUCCUGAGAAAAUCUUGCCGGACCUGUUGGCUCAAUAUGACAGCAGCAAAGAUGAGCACACACCAGAGACCAGAAUGAAGGUCGGGGAAGUCCUAAUGCGAAUCGUCAGGGCGUUAGGAGACAUGGUCUCAAAGUAUCGAGAACCUUUGAUCCACACCUUCCUGAGGGGAGUGAGAGACCCUGAUGGUGCUCACAGGGCUAGCAGCUUGGCCAACCUUGGUGAGCUGUGCCAGAGACUGGACUUUCUACUGGGCUCCGUGGUCCAUGAGGUAACAGCUUGCCUGAUUGCUGUGGCUAAAACAGACAGCGAAGUUCAAGUACGCAGAGCUGCCAUACAUGUGAUUGUGCUGCUGCUUCGGGGACUCAGCCAGAAAGCUACUGAGGUGCUGAGCGACGUCCUCAAGGACCUCUACCACCUGCUGAAGCACGUGGUGCGUCUGGAGCCCGAUGACGUGGCCAAGCUCCAUGCCCAGUUGGCCCUAGAAGAGCUGGAUGACAUCAUGAAAAACUUCCUGUUCCCUCCACGGAAGCUGGAAAAGAAGAUCGUGGUCCUGCCGUAGACCUGGCUCGAAGGACAUGGAGGAGGCAGGCAGGGCCAGGCAGCCAGAGUGCUGGGCCUUCCAGCAGGUGGCCCUGCUGCCUCUUGAGUGCUGGCAGCAUGGCUGACCCUAGGAGUGGCUUUAUGGUGCUGGUCACUUGGGUCUUCAGGGUCCCUUCCUAAGGCAUCUGUUUAGCCCUUCUGUAUCCAGCCUGAAGGGUGUGCAGUUAAGAGAAAAAAAUGACAAAUCUCAUUACUCUGCACAUUUUUCACUGUCCUGUAGCAUUAAGAGAAGGAUGUCUACUUGGUGGAAGUAUAUUUUAACAUGACUGAUGGAAUUUGACUAAUUGCCCACUCUCUUGUAACUUGGGGAGAAGAGGUUGGCCACCCAUAUAUCACCUAGCUCCGUAUUCUUUCAGGCUGAGAUUCUUCUUCCUCAGGAAAAUGAGAAGCAGAGCUGGACACCUUUGGCUGCUCAAGAGGCAUUUCAGAGUAGGAGAUGCAGUUGGAGGUGGGGAGGGGAAGGAAAUAGUUAUUACAUAAUGCAAAAUGGAAUAAAAUUAUUUUGGAUGGA
Messenger RNA from Cebus imitator (Panamanian white-faced capuchin), 3920 nucleotides. It is a transcript of the gene TANGO6, whose product is annotated as transport and golgi organization 6 homolog. The record is from RefSeq and is a predicted model, not a curated record. Lineage: Eukaryota; Metazoa; Chordata; Mammalia; Primates; Cebidae. The coding region runs from base 78 to 3368 and encodes 1096 amino acids. The transcript has 18 exons. Gene Ontology annotation, biological process: protein secretion.